Scaptodrosophila lebanonensis is the source of this 10919-nucleotide messenger RNA. It is a transcript of the gene bchs, whose product is annotated as WD repeat and FYVE domain-containing protein 3. The record is from RefSeq and is a predicted model, not a curated record. The transcript has 17 exons. NCBI's taxonomy places the organism in Eukaryota, Metazoa, Arthropoda, Insecta, Diptera, Drosophilidae. Bases 1 to 10563 code for a protein of 3520 amino acids. Gene Ontology annotation, molecular function: protein binding; metal ion binding.
AUGAAUGUCAUGCGUAAGCUGCGUGGUGCUGCAAGCGCACCCCCAUCGAGUGGCAGUUCCUCCAGCAGUCAGGCGAGUCCCGGCAGCAGUGGCGCCACCGCCGCCAAUGGACGCACAACGCUCCACACGUCACAAAGCGAGGAUGCCGCCGCCCUGCUUGACGCACGCAUACAAAUGAGCUUAGCGACGCUCAAGAAACUCUUCAACGAGUACACACAUCCCAAGGAGCCGCUAAGCGAACAGGAGCGCGAUGGCAAACUUUAUCAAAUGCUGCCCCUAUUUUGCAAGGUCUUCAGCAGCUGCCCCGCCAAUGACAUGAGCGAAAAGUUUUGGGAUGUGGUGGCUUUUUGUCAACAGGUGUCACGGCUUAUGGUCAGCGAAAUACGAAAACGCGCCUCCAAUCAGAGCACCGAAGCUGCUUCUAUAGCUAUAGUCAAAUUUCUGGAAAUUGAAACGACAGAGGAGACGAGCAGCGGAUGGAUGUUGCUAUCAACUUUAAAUUUGUUAGCCAAUGGCGAUGUGUCGCUAAUACAGGUAAUGACAGCGGCGUCGGUGCCCUCAACGCUGGUCAAGUGCCUGUAUCUGUUUUUUGAUCUGCCUCAUGUGGACGAUGAUCCUCCGCCUCUGAGUGGCGAGAGCGCCAGUGAUUUUAAUGCACAUGAACGUCGCACGCUGUUACAAAAGGUGUUUGUGCAGCUACUUGUCAAGCUAUGCUCGUAUCCAUAUCCCGCCGAGGAGCUGGCACGCAUGGAUGACCUAACGCUGCUCUUCUCAGCGAUUACUUCGCCCUGUCCCACGCACAAUAUUGUGUGGCGUAAGAAUGCAGCCGAAAUACUGACCACCAUAUCGCGACAUGGUCUCACCGAUGCUGUCGUCAGUUAUAUACAUUCCAAGGGCUGUAUGGCACUAUGCGUGGACAAUAUGCAACGUUUAACGUUUGGCAAUCCACUGGAAAUUGUUGAAAUGUUUGUCACAGUGUUUUGCUUCCUCAAGGAUUCUAGUCAAGUAUCUCAGAUACUAAUGGAUGAUUUUCGCGCCUCGCAAGGCUACGUAUUUCUCAGUGAUUUUUUGCUCAAAUUUGAUACAACGCGCAGCCACUCACUGGAAAUUCAGGCCGCCAUACGCAAUCUCGUCCUCAUGAUCUCAUCGCUGUGCAUGUGCGGCUUUUACGAGCUGCGUCCACCGCCAGCGCAAUUUAAUACUGUCUUCAAGAUGCAAAAUUUCCAGCUGCCACAGGCGAGUUCACGUGAGACUUGCGUGCGCAAUAUCUAUGCAUUUCAAGUGCUCCAAACGGUCUUCCUUAAGUCAACAACACCAGCGCUUUGUUGCACCAUACUGGAUGCAAUUUCCCGCGUCUACCACUCGGAGAAUGCUAAUUACUUUAUACUUGAAUCGGAAAAUACGCUCAGCUCAUUUGCGGAGCGCAUUCAUCACAAGGGUCCACAAAUUCAGGAGAAAUUCUUUGAUCUGCUAGAGUUUAUUGUAUUCCAAUUGAAUUUUGUGCCCUGCAAGGAGCUGAUCAGCCUGUCACUGCUACUAAAGAACAAUCAUUCGACAUCGUGCAGUAUUUUAUGCCUGAAAACGUUGCUCAACAUUCUGCGGCACAAUAAUGUCUUCAAGGAUGUCUAUCGGGAGCUCGGUAUCAUGGAAAUUCUCGUGGGCUGCCUAAAUCGCUAUGGAGAUCAUGUGCGCAGCAUAACGGCUGGUGAGGAGUCGCUUGUUGUGGUACCGGAACAGGAGGAUUUGAUCGAUACACACGGCAAACAUGUGCUCGAAGCUUUGACUAUUUUGCUGGGAGGUGCCAGCAAUAAUGCCAAUGUAUUCCGUGAAUGUGGCGGUGCCAAGUGUGUACACGAACUGGUCAAGUUUAAGCAUUGCCGGCCGCAAGCUCUGGGUAUUAUUCGUGAGCUGAUACUGUCAGCUGGAGGCGAUGACGAUAUGCUCUAUAUACUGUCACUUAUGCAUGGGGUCAGUCCAUAUCAGGUGGAGUUUAAAAUACAAAUACUCAAUAUGCUGCUCGGCUGCCUCAAGGACUCGCAUCGCACACGUACCGUUUUUCGUAAAGUGGGCGGCUUUGUCUACUUAACCAGCGUAUUUGUUUCCCUGGAUGGCAGUUUGGCUGACGCAACCGUUGGAGAGGAUGUGCAAAAAACAGAGCCUCCUAUACCCCAAGAUGAUCUCAUAUUGUUGCUGCAAAUUGUUUGCCAAACAUUGACAACAGCCAUGCGCUUUGAGCCGGCCAAUGCGAAGUUUUUCCAUCAGGAAAUCUGCACCACCUCGCUUUGCGACACGCUGCGUCUUCUGGGCUGCUUCGGAAGCGCCACCACGUUGCAAGACUAUACGGGUGCGCAUGAAAACCAACAGACAAUAUUAAAAUAUUACCAUGAGGUCUUCAGCGGCGAUAUACUCAACUUCAGCUUUUCAUCGGAGGUUCCUCACUCGAUGUCCUAUGUGUGCGUUAUCUAUCGCCUGCUCUACAGCAUUGCACUCGAUAACUUUGAGGCGCCCAAUCUAAGCGGAAUCAUUACACUCUUCAGCGAGCCAGCGCCCUCGCGUUCGCCCAGCAAGGAGUUGGCCGCACCCGUGCAUCCCAAUCAGCUGAACCUCUCACAGCCGACGCCAGAACCCCGGAUCGUACAUCCAGGCGUGGUACUGUGUAUGCUGCAGCUCCUACCCAGCGUACAACACGAAAAGUCCCCACUGCAUGCACUCCAGUUGCAAGUGUACCUCAGUGAGAUUAUUAAGUCGUUGGUGCGUAGCGAGCGGAACCAGCAAAUUAUGUGCGACAAUGGACUCGCCGAACAAUUGCUCAAACUCACGAGGCGCGCUCUCGCAGAAGAGAUGCAUCCAUUGCACGUGCCCAUGCAGUAUAUAUUGGAGCGUCUGGCGGCACAGGCCCUGCAGCCCACGGAGCUCAGAGACUUUUUGCGGCUGGGGGAGCCGUUGUCCUGCAACGACAUUGAUCUGCAGCAGCCAUAUCGGUUAGGGGGUCCAGUUCCCCUCACACGCAUCAAGACAUUGGUGUCUAUGACGACGCCUCGUGACUUUCGUGCGCACGGCUCUAGUACUCUGCCGCCUUUCGUGGAGCUUAACAUGUCCGCCGAAGGCUUCGGCUGUCUCUAUUUGCCUUCGUUGGCGCCACAGGCCACUGCCACUGCAGGUGGCACAAUCGACUCCAAUACCAUUGGCGGCAUAGGUGCAGGCGAUCGCAUCUUUCCACCACCCACGGGUCUCAGCUAUUCCACUUGGUUUUGUGUGGAGAAAUUCUCUGAUCCCAAAACCGAUCCGCAUUGUGUACGUCUCCUGACGUUAGUUCGCACCAUCCAUAAUCCACGUGAGGAGAAUCUAGCCUGCUUAUCCAUCUUGCUAUCAGCACGCGACAAAGCGAUUGUGGUAUCUACGCAGGAGACUUUGGUCACACCGCGCAAAAGCAUUGGCGACUGGGAGCCAGAAGGCUCGGACGAUGGCAUUGCGCGCAUUUGGUGUCCCGAUCUCCUGCACGAGGGUCAAUGGCACAAUCUAGUAGUAGUGCUCAAUCGCGCCGUCUUGAAGAACUCUAGCCUGUCGCUCUAUUUGGACGGCGUGCCUAUGCACACGCAGAAGUUGCAUUACAUUGCACAAAACCCGGGUGCCACCAGCGCCAACUUGGCUGCUGCCACUCAAGUUUUUGGAUAUAUAGGCACGCCGCCCAUUUGGCGUCGCUACUCGCGUCUCUGCUGGAAACAAGGAGUUUGUCAUUUGCUGGAAGAUGUGCUGACGCAGCAGACCGUGCAGACUAUUUACCAAUUAGGACCGCACUACAUGGGCUCGCUACAAGCACCACAGCUGGGCAAGCAGGCGGAGCCGUUGGCACCGCUUGUGCCCGAAGAUCGCGUCCUACUGGGCCUCAACGCAAAGGCUGUAUCCAAGCUUACGUUGGUGAAGAUACGGAAAGUCUACAGCCGUGCAGACAAUAAAAGCAUUGCCAAGCAGCUAAAUAUGAAUUCUCACGAGAAUGCCACGCCCAUUAAGAUACUGCACAAUUCAGCGGGCCAUUUGGCUGGCGCUGGACGUUCACUGGGCGGCGUAGUCGUGGGCUAUUUGGGGGUGCGUGUGUUUAGCCCCCAUCCCGUUUCCGCCAUGAUUGACACAGUCGGUGGUUGCAAUGUGCUGCUGGGCAUCAUUGCUAUGGCUCAGGAUGUCGAAUCCCUGUAUGCAGGCGUCAAGGCGCUGACCUGUGUGGUGCGCAGCAAUCGCGCUGCUCAAGUGGAAAUGGAUCGAAAGAGAUGUUAUCAAACGCUGGGCAUGUUUUUCAAGAAGAAGAAACACUUGCUCAACUCCCACAUUCUGCAUUUAACCUUUGGUCUGGUGGGCACAGUGAGCAGCGGUCAAGAUAUGUCAGCCAUACCCAAUAUAACAGCCUUCCAGGACUUGCUGUGUGACCUAGAGAUUUGGCAUAAUGCUCCCAAUGGUUUGCUGCGCUCUUUGCUGGAGCAUCUGUUAGAGCUGGCCGUGGAAUCGAAUGAAAAGAAGCAGAAUGUAAAGAUAAUGCGGGAACUACAGCUGCUAGUCAAGUUGCUGCACAUCAUUACGGACAUCACAGAUCAUUCCACUCGCGAAAUACUAUUUAAUCUGUUGGAGACGUUGCUUGGUGGUCAACCGCGGCACACAGAUCUGUUGCUUUACGGCCAGUAUGUGGCUGCCAAGCUGCCCAAAGCGGAGCAAGUGGAGCGCGCCUUGCUCUUCCCCAGCAUGAAGCAAACACAAAGGGAACAAACACCAGAUGCCGCAACAACCGAAGCCGAAGCCAUGGCGCAGAACAUAUAUUUGCGUAAUCGCUGUCUCUCGCUGUUACACGGCCUGCUCUUUACACCUCGGAAUACGGUAAACUAUAUCAUUUGCGACGACAUCUCGAAAACACUGGGCAUGGAUUGGUUGCUGCUUUUCAUGCAGCCGCACGUCCACUUCACCACCGUCAUCAUUGCCGUACGCAUUCUCGUAGUGAUCUGCGCCAACGAGAGUUUCCUGAUCCGCUUCCGUGAUGCCACUCACAAUGGAGGCUAUUUGCGCUUCACCGAAAUGGUCUCGCAACGCAAACCUCUCGGAUUAGGCGCCCAACAGCUAAACGCACGACCCAGCAAUGGCACAGGCACGGUCAUUGUGGCCACGCCACAGAACACCAUUCAGCACCUGCCGACGCAAAUUGCAGGCGAAGUACGAACGGCGGCGUUAAAUAUACCAGGUUUUCAACUGCUCGAGUGGCUGUUACAGCAUCACUUGGACGUGCCAGAACUUUACUUUUUAGUCACUGCUCUGAUUAUGGGUCAGCCUGUUAAGGUGUUGGCAACAGAACACACGAAAUUUGAUUUGGAUCGCGUCUGGUCGUUUCUCUGGGGCGCACCAGUCUCAGCGAACACACAAAUUCCAAAGUUGAAUGUGUGUCCCGAAGCUGUUUGUGUGCUUUUGGGUAUGGUGCGGGCCAUUGUGCAUAGUGGCGAAUGCGCCCCCUGGCUGCACAGUCAUCCGGAGACAAUAAUACAGCUGCUCUUUAGUCUCUAUCAGAAUCUCAACGAUUUCACACCCGUCAUGAUGGCCGGCGAUGUAGUCACCUCGCUGGUGGCCGUGCUUUUUCCGCAAGUGCGAGAGCGUGCCUCCGUGGACUCGGAGCCGAAUAGUGGCUCCUCGACACCAACAGAGGGAACUAGCAGCAGUUAUGUGCUGCCAACGCCGGAGUCUCUCCAUGCUCUUGGGACGGCAAACCAACCAAAAUUAACACAACAUCCGGUGCGUAAGUGCAUCAUUGACUUUUUGCGCGUGCUAGUUGUCGAUUCGCUGGGUCUGAACAUACAUGGAAAGUCCACGCCAGUUAUUGAUCUUGUGCUGGACGCAUCGCCAGAGACUGCGGAGCUGCCACUGCAGGUGGAAUACCAAUCGGAAAUAAUCAUAGCUCUAAUGGAUCAUCUGCUGGCAGCCGAUGUGUUGGUGGGUGAGCAAGCCGCCUUGCCCCUCGUGCCUCUCCUGCAAAGUCACACUCAACACAUUGCGCCAAAUGUCUUCUACUUAACGGCGCGAAUCGUGGACAAGCUGUGGCAGGGUUGCCUGACCCGAAACCCUCACGACAUUUUUGACUUUAUAAUCAAGCUGAUAGCGCAAGCUAAGCGCCGUUCUUCCUCCUUAACUUUGGAGCAGCUACAUCAUUCUCUGAACCGCAGCAUCCUCUUUCUGCUCUCCCGGCCCACCGAAUCCAUAGCCGAGCAGAUGAGCGUAUUGGAAGCAUUACACAAGAUCAUACAACAUCGCCUGCUGAUCUUUGGGGCGGGCAACCACGAGCUGGAGUUCAUUGGCUGCCUAACCUAUUGUCUGCUUCAGCUUACUGCAGACAUGAAGAUUAUAUUGGAGCCUUCGACCAGUCGCAACACCACCUGGCACGUAAAUCCACAGACGGAGACGACGGAACCCAAAGACGAGGAUCUUAAUCAGCUGCAAGGUCGCAAUCUCAUUGUGGGCGCCGCAUUUCGUGUCUGGGAGGAGCUUUACGUGUGUAAAAAGCCUGCUAUUGAAGAGGUCUUUAAGAUUUCAUUGACGCCACCGCUCGCCAAUUCCAAGGCACCCGAUUUGCAGACCACACGCGAGCAAGUAAUGGAGCUGGCCUCUAAACUGUGGUUCAAUUAUGUCGAUGCCGAGCGGAAGGCUUCAUAUCGCGUUCCUUGGGAGCUACACAAUCAAAUCCAGUCAAAAAUACAAAAGGUAACCGGUGGGCUGACCCGCCUUGCCAGUCGAACCAAAGUCAAGAAGGAUGAACUGGUGCGUACAAAGUCCACCAUGAGUCGUGAAGCGGCCUAUGAGUGCACGGGAAUACAUGUACAGCUCAUUAAGGAUCUGCUAGAGUUGCGCUGCAAGCAGUAUGUUCAAAUGUUGCAGCACACCCAGCGAUAUGUCUAUCAGGAUUGGGUGCAGUCCGAAACUGAACUAACGCGCGAACGCGGACUCUGGGGACCCGAAGGCAGCUCGACACUAGAUAAGUGGAUAUUAGACACAACAGAGGGGCCGCAUCGCAUGCGCAAGAAGACUAUGCGCAACGAUCUCUUCUACCUCCACUAUCCCUAUCGACCGGAACUAGAGCUGGCCGAUAAUCGUCAAUUAAAAUACAAAGUAGCGUCUAGCCUGGAUAGCAAAACCUAUUUUCUGCACGGACAGCAGCUGCCACGCAUUCUAGCCGAGGCCGAGACGCAUACCGUGCAACAGCAGCUCUCCAUACAGCAGCAGUCCUCGUUGGAGGCACAACCACAUAAGUUGCAGGCCAGCCAGUCCGCAGAGGCAUCAAGCACGCCUCCUCCACCCGCCUCACCAAAUUUACAGGCACAUGGUAUCGUUGCGCGAACCUCACCUUUUCCCCAAGAAUCGGUGGACGGCACCAAUCCAGAAGAAGAUGACGAGGAGGAAGAUACAUCGAUGACAUCAGACAAUGAGACCUUUCUACGUCUGCUUGAGGAGCAGGAGAAGAUUAGUUUCAUGUUUCGCUGUGCACGAGUCCAAGGUUUGGACACCUUUGAGGGGUUGCUGCUUUUCGGCAAAGAACACUGCUACAUUGUCGAUGGUUUCACAUUGCUGAAGAGUCGUGAGAUACGUGAUAUAGACACGCUACCCCCAGGCGCCUAUGACCCAAUUAUUCCCAACUCUGGUGGUGGGCCUGUGACUCGAACACCAAGCACAAUAGCACAUAGCCACAAGUUGCGUCAGUGUUCCAAAUUCGCCUACGAAGAGAUACGCGAAGUGCACAAGCGUCGCUAUUUGCUACAACCCAUCGCCCUGGAGGUAUUUUCCGAGGAUGGACGCAACUAUUUACUCAGUUUUCCACGUAAGGUGCGCAAUAAGGUGAACCAGCGAUUCCUGGCUCUCGCUACCGCUCUCAAUGAUAAUGCACAGCAAUCGGUGGCUGGCCAGAAACGCACCGCCAGCGUAGAGCAAACAUCGGGCCUGUUUAGUGGCCUAAUUGGCGAGACUUCGGUGACGCAACGCUGGGUGCGCGGCGAGAUCUCCAAUUUCCAAUACCUUAUGCAUUUGAACACCCUCGCAGGUCGCUCCUACAAUGAUCUCAUGCAGUAUCCCGUCUUUCCUUGGAUAUUGGCUGACUAUGAUUCCGAGGAGUUGGACUUCACCAACCCGAAGACAUUCCGCGACUUUUCGCGUCCCAUGGGUGCCCAGUCUGAAGAGCGUUUAGAGCAGUUUCAGAAGCGUUUCAAGGAAUGGGACGAUCCGCAUGGCGAGACACCACCUUAUCACUAUGGCACCCACUAUAGCUCAGCAAUGAUUGUGUGCUCCUAUCUGGUACGCCUGGAACCCUUCUCGCAACCUUUCCUCAAGCUGCAGGGAGGACACUUUGAUUUAGCUGACCGCAUGUUCCAUAGCAUUAAAGAGGCCUGGUUGUCUGCAUCCAAGCUUAACAUGGCGGAUGUUAAAGAAUUAAUACCAGAGUUCUUCUACCUGCCAGAGUUCUUGAGCAAUUUCAACAACUUCGAUCUGGGCACUAAGCAAAAUGGGGAGACGCUUAAUCACGUCAUAUUGCCACCGUGGGCCAAACAGGACCCGCGCGAGUUUAUUAGACUGCAUCGCAGUGCCCUGGAAUGUGAUUAUGUCAGUCAGAAUUUGCAUUUGUGGAUUGAUUUGAUCUUUGGCUGCAAACAACAAGGACCCGCCGCUGUCGAUGCUGUGAACGUGUUCCACCAUCUCUUCUACGAGGGCAACGUGGACAUCUACAACAUUGAUGAUCCGCUGAAGAAGAAUGCCACGAUUGGUUUCAUCAAUAACUUUGGCCAAAUACCCAAGCAGCUGUUCAAAAAAGCCCAUCCCGCCAAGAAAAUGUCCAAUUCACGCCACUCCGCACUUAUUGAUCCUGCCGCCCUUAUACAGGGCAAUACCACCGUGCUACAAACCGAUCGCCUAUUCUUCCACAAUCUGGACAAUCUGAAGCCCAGUCUGCAACCCAUCAAAGAGCUCAAAGGUCCGGUGGGCCAAAUAUUGCAGCCAGACAAAACAGUCUUUGCAGUGGAGCAGAAUAAAGUGAUGAUGCCGCCAUCGUAUACGAAAUAUAUAGCCUGGGGCUUUGCCGAUCACUCGCUACGUGUGGGCUUAUAUGAUACAGAUCGCGCCUCCUUCGUGUCGGAGGCGGCCGCACAGAACUCUGGCGAGAUCUUGACCUGUGCUUGCCCCAAUGCCAAGAUGAUUGUCACUGCGGGCACCAGCUCCGUGGUUACCAUCUGGAAAUUCGAUACGAAUCGCAAGAGUGUCAGCGUGCGACACUCCCUGCAUGGCCACACCGAUGCUGUUACAUGUCUGGCGGCAAGUGCUGCCUACAAUGUGAUUGUUUCAGGAUCACGUGAUGGCACGGCAAUUGUCUGGGAUAUGUCGCGAUUCACUUUCGUGCGACAAUUGCGCGGACAUGUCGGCGUCGUGGCCGCUGUGGCCAUUAACGAUCUAACCGGCGAAAUAGCGACUUGCUCCGCUACUUGGCUGCAUGUGUGGAGCAUCAAUGGUGACCCAUUGGCCAUGGUUAAUACAUGUGUCGGCAGCGCGGAUCGCAUGCAACAAAUUCUCUGCGUAGCGUUCUCACAAAUACGCGAAUGGGAUCAGCAGAAUGUCGUUAUAACGGGCUCAACGGACGGAGUGGUGCGGAUGUGGUCAUUGGAGCACACUCAGGUGCCCAUCGAUCGCAAGCUGAAGCGGGGAGUUGAGGUCAAUUCGCAAGAUAAACCCGACGAAAAGUCCAUAAGCGCGCACAAUGACAACAAGGACAAUAAAGCUACCAAAAUGGACAUCCUCAAGCAAAUGAAGAGCCUCUCACAGCCGGAACAACAGCUCGACAUUGCCAAAUCGGGAUCGGAGAGCAGCAUAUCAGAAGCCUCACACCAUAGUACUGAAUCGCAAAAGUCGGAAGAAGCUGCAGGUACAAGCAACGAGCUCACUGAACCACCUCCGGAGCGCCGGAAAAGCUCUGUAACGGGGGCCAAGUCGCUGCACGAAAUGAAAUCGGCUACUGUGGAUGCUCCAGAGCCGAAGACAAAUGAGGAGGAGCACAGCAUUCGUCCGAGCAAAUCGGAUACGAGUCUGACUGAUGGCUUUGUGGUUAUAGACAAUGACAAACCGCGUGGGGAGCAAUCGCUAAGAAAGGGCUUCAAAUGGCAACGUCAAUUAAUGUUUAGAUCCAAGCUUACAAUGCACACGGCCUAUGAUCGCAGAGAUAAUGCUGAACCAGCUAGCAUUACUGCAUUAACAGUAUCGAAAGAUCAUAAAAUACUUUAUGUCGGGGAUGCCCGUGGUCGCAUAUUUUCAUGGAGUGUAACCGAGCAGCCCGGUCGCGGCGUAGCCGAUCAUUGGCUGAAAGAUGAGGGCGCCGAUCAGUGUGUCAAGUGUCACGUUAAAUUCACACUCUACGAGCGCAAGCAUCAUUGUCGGAAUUGUGGUCAGGUCUUCUGCAAUAAGUGUAGCCGUUUCGAAUCGGAAAUCUCACGUCUACGCAUUCUCAAGCCCGUGCGCGUCUGUCAAGCAUGCUACGGACAAUUACGCUCCGUAUCUUUGGACAACUAAAGCGAGUCUCCGAUGUACCUACUAUGUUACAAACGAAUUAACUGCGUUCACUAUCUAAAAGUUCAUAAAUAUGUAACUGUUAAAAGACGUUAUAGGCAUAUAUUUUGAUUUAACUAUAUUUAUGCGAAUUUUUUCUACACUUGUACAUUUUUGUAAUAUAAUUUGUAUCUUUUGAUAUUUGAUAACCAAAAGAUGUUGUGCGAGCAACAAUUAAAGGCUGUUAUAUGAUUUUAUAUUUUAUUAUGAAAUAAUUUACAAUUUCUCUCUGUGUAUAUGAUGUAUACAUAUGUAUGUAUGUUUACUAUAAAACCCACAGUUGCAAUAUAUUUAUAAUUUACGUGUAUUCUAGCUAUUAU